CUUGCUCUGGUUAUGGCUGGUAGACUAUCUUUGGUGUUGUGGGUGUUUUGCUGCUUAGCUCCCCUGGAGAGUGCCGGCCCUGUCAGAUCAGAUACAGUACUAGUAGGUGACGUAUGGCAUGAUACACCGGCGGAAACAAAGCUGCAAAGACGAGAGAGAACCUGAGCUGAUGCUUGCUUGCUUGGAACGGCUCUUUCCGGGCUUAGCUCGCUCCGGGGGGAUGAGCAUCCUCACUGCUGGCUGCACUGCUGCAGUUCAAUCUAUUCAAAAGGAGGUACGAGGACAACUAUGGCAACAAAGAUACCCGUGCAAGAAAAAUCCACGGUAGCAAGCCGAUGAAGUGGAAUGCUACAAUGCAUUUUAAAAGAGGUGGUGGUAGGUGAAAGGCAUACUUAGAGUGACGGAAAGGAAAGGUUACUAACGGUAGAAGCGGAAGGCUGUGUAUGUAUCGGUAGGAACCAAGCAACCAAAGAUCUGAAUGAUUUAUGAAGGUCAUUGAGGUGGGGGCAAAGGCCAUGCUGGUAACUAUGAAAAUGAUGAGAUUGUUGUUCAAAAUGGAGCAUAUUGUCGAAAUAAAGACUUUUGCUAGACAAAUGAGGAUUAAAACCCACCAAAUUACGGUUCCGGAAGUCUUUUUGAGCCUCAAAGAUCUUUUGUAGGGAGCAAUGAGGUUUUUCCCUUCUUCACUGUUUUCGAGUGUAUCAUUGGCAUGAAGGCAUGAAUGAAGCGCUCUUUCCCACUACUACCAGCAACACAACCAUAGCCGAGAGGCCUUUCAAGCAGCAGCAGCAGCAGCAAGCGAAGACUUUCACUCAUUAACUUUUGGUCAUACGGUACGAUACCGGUAGCAAUGUCUUCUUCCAACGAGAGUGAGUUUGAUUUGGACGAUGAAUUGGCCGAUUUGUCGGAAUUGGGAUUGGAGGAUAUAGAGCCCUCAUCAGUGACUCCCAAGAAGGGAUUUACCAAGACAAUGAACAGCAGUCACAACAGCGAUCGCUUUCGUCGAUUUUCGGCGGCUCCAGCACCGGCUCGUAAGAGUAGCAGUGCCAGUACUGGCAGUGUGGCCAAACUGUGGAAAGCGCGUGGCAAGCAAGGAAAAGUGGAUCAGAGUGUCAAUCUCAUGUCCGUUUCCCAUCAUCAUCGAGAAUCCAGCAACGGCACGAAUGGUACUGGUUGGGGACAAUCCAGUCUCACAAACAUUUUCCUAGAUCGAGACUCCAUGGCUGGAUCAAGUCGCAGCAGUAUGCAUGAUGAUUCUUCACACAAGAAUGGAAAAGCUAAACUCAAAAAAUGGCCCGUCUUUGUCGUCUUGAUGAUGACAGUACUUAUUGUCCUCAUUCUCAUUAUCACAGUGCCCACGGGAGGAAUCAUCUUUGUUGCUUCGCCACCCAAGGAAAAGAGCACUCCUGUGCCACAACCACAAGAAGGACCAAACUCACAGCAACAAGCCGAGCUCGAACACCUCAAGGCAAAAACAGAGCGUCUCAACGAAUUGAAUGACAUGCUUGCUCAAGCCGGCAUUCCACCCAAUGAAAACACGGCCGCCAACAAGGCCGUUCAUUGGAUUGCAGUAGAAGAUCCGGCACAGCUGCCACUCGACAACACUAGCAACCACAACCCACAACAACUCUUGCAACGAUACACCCUCGCACUCUUUUACCAUUCCCAACAACAGGGUGUACCCGUACUACAAGAUCAAGUUCAAACGACGACAAAGGCCGCCAAACGAACUGGUGGUCGUCAACUCGAACACAAGCAACAAAGCACUGAUUUGACCAAUCGCGCCUAUUUCGACAAGGCGUGGAUGACACCGCGUCAUGUCUGUCAUUGGCAUGGGGUGGUCUGCGAUAGUACAGGGCAAAUUGUACAUGAAAUACGACUCCAACAAACGUUGCUACAGGGAACCAUCCCUCACGAACUAUUCGUCACCAUGCCUUCCUUGACUGGUAUUAACUUGAUGCACAAUCAGUUGCACGGGAGUAUUCCCAGCACGUCCACCCAUACUGCAAAUAAAACUGUGACCAAGCUGGAAAACUUGUUGUUGGGAGACAAUCAAUUGACCGGAUCACUGCCCCACCACUUGUUUCAAGAUUUGCCUACUUUGCAGGUACUCAUCUUGGAGGGCAACAAACUAACUGGAGAGCUGCCACAAUUACCACCCCAAAAGAACAACCAAAACAACAACAAUGACAACAAUCUGCGGAUUCUAUCCCUGGCAUCCAAUCACUUGGUUGGAUCCAUACCCACAUCCUAUGGAGAACAACUAGCUGGUCUGCAAAAGCUUCAUUUGGAUGGAAAUAGUGGUCUCAAAGGGGCUGUUCCAUCCGAGUUGGGGCUCUUGCCGCACUUGGAACGCAUGGAAUUGGAUGGUACCAGUCUCGUGGGGGACAUGCCAUCAGAAGUGUGCGCCCUCCGACAAACGUCCAGAUUGAAGUAUUUGGUAGCAGACUGUACCACGGGGAAGAUUCAAUGCGAUUGUUGCUCCGAUUGUUACUAA
Molecule: messenger RNA, 2497 nt
Organism: Seminavis robusta
Lineage: Eukaryota; Bacillariophyta; Bacillariophyceae; Naviculales; Naviculaceae
Source: the annotation of a GenBank genome assembly